UUCCUCUUCCUCUGGCCUCCACUCAUAAUGUGGAAGCUCAACAAGAGCGGUAAAGUUCUCCUGGAUGAUUCACCAGAGGAAGAAGACAGCCAUCAGCAGGAAACGCCAUCUCCACCAUCUCCAGCAGGCACCUUUUCGGCUCAGACUAAGAACAAGGAUUCAUGUCUUCAGGAUGAAGUAACAUCUUCUGUUUCACAACUCGCAACAAAGGUUCAAGGUGCAGGCUUUCGGGGUUGGAAAGAAGUAACCUCCAUAUUUAAUAAAGAUGAUGAACAACAAUUAUUAACAGGAUGCAGAUCUCCAAAAUCUAAAGGAACAAAUGUGAAACUUAAAGAAGAUUUGAAAUCAGAAAAGAAAGGUGGAUUUUGGGACAGCUUGGUGAUAAAACAGAACAUCCAUUCCAGGAAGCCCGAUGAGAUUGAAGGGUGGGAACCUCCCCAGAUUCCUGCCAGCGACCACCUCAAUGAUGCAGAAAAUACUCUAAGUGACUCUUCAUCUUGGUCAGGCUGGGAAGAUGAAACCAAAGGCUCAACAAAGUACACAAACCUGGCAAGCUCAGGGAAUAGUUCAAGGUGGAGCAUUAAGUCAGCUGGAAGGUUGGUCAGCAUUAGGCGACAAAGCAAAGGUAACCUUACUGAUAACUGGGAAGAACUAGAAUGAUAUAAAGGAUUAGUUAUGACAAAGUGGAGCAUUUCGGCUUCAGUGUAUUCCAUGUUUUUCUGCAAGAAUAGCCAGUCUGAAUCUGGGAUGCGUGGGUGCAUGCAUUUCUAGAAUACAUCUAGAAUACUAUGAACUUGUUCCACAAGCGCUAGCACCAACCAGAAUAGUUGGAUCCACCCAGUCCACAGGAAAAAGUGAAAGUUUUGUUCUGCAUGCAUCUGCAAAAGAUGUGGAAUGUUCUAAAUAUUGUUUUAAGUUAGAUGAGUUAUGUACGUACUUAAACCAAAUCAAAACACUGCAUCUUUUUACAGAACUGCAUUAUUCAAAUUCUUUAAUAGUUGACUCAUUGGUUUCUUAGACCUCACUGAACGAAGUUCAACACCAACUUUGUGCCUACAAUUUCCACAUUCACACUGUCUGUCAUCUUGAGUUGCUCUUUAAAAAC
This is a messenger RNA of Protobothrops mucrosquamatus (brown spotted pit viper), 1105 nucleotides long. It is a transcript of the gene TDRP, whose product is annotated as testis development related protein. The record is from RefSeq and is a predicted model, not a curated record. The transcript has 4 exons. NCBI's taxonomy places the organism in Eukaryota, Metazoa, Chordata, Lepidosauria, Squamata, Viperidae. Gene Ontology annotation, biological process: spermatogenesis. The coding region runs from base 28 to 660 and encodes 210 amino acids. Gene Ontology annotation, cellular component: nucleus; cytosol.